Messenger RNA from Labrus bergylta (ballan wrasse), 1878 nucleotides. RefSeq names its product ubiquitin-conjugating enzyme E2L 3b (gene ube2l3b). The record is from RefSeq and is a predicted model, not a curated record. Lineage: Eukaryota; Metazoa; Chordata; Actinopteri; Labriformes; Labridae.
GUCUGCCGGGUUAAUCCUCACAGCAGCAGCAGACCCAUAUUCCAUGCGCGGUGUAUGCUGGGACACACAGCAGUUUCAAGAUGGCGGCGAGCAGGAGGCUGGCCAAGGAACUUGAUGAGAUUCGCAGGUCUGGAAUGAAAAACUUCAGAAACAUUCAAGUGGAGGAAUCAAACCUAUUGUCAUGGCAAGGGCUCAUUGUUCCUGACAAUCCUCCUUAUGACAAAGGUGCGUUCAAGAUCGAAAUCAUUUUCCCCACCGAGUACCCCUUCAAGCCCCCCAAGAUCACAUUCAAGACAAAGAUCUAUCACCCAAACAUCGACGAGAAGGGCCAGGUGUGUCUGCCUGUGAUCAGCGCAGAGAACUGGAAGCCUGCCACCAAAACUGACCAAGUUAUUCAGUCCCUCAUCGCGCUGGUGAAUGACCCCCAGCCAGAGCACCCCCUGCGGGCAGACCUAGCAGAAGAAUACUCAAAGGACCGUAAAAAAUUCUUGAAGAACGCUGAAGAGUUUACAAAGAAACAUGGUGAAAAGCGGCCAAUGGACUGAUCACCUGACGAGCGUGUAGCCCUCUCUCUGUCUCUCUCUCCUCCUCUCCUCCUCUUCUCCUAUCUCACCCCCCCCCCCCCCCAACAAUUACCCAUAAUCCUUUAGCUCCCCCGCAUCACCUGCCUCACUCAUUCUCCUCCCCUACACCAGUCCCCCCCCAGCAGCCCCAGAGCCCCCCAGCUGAAGCCAGGCAGCAGCAGCAGCCUCAGCCCCCACCCAGGACUCUCUGUGGAUCAGACGGCUUCCUCCCUUCCUCUCUUCUCCUCCUCCUCCUCCUCCUCUCGGCCACCCCUCCUCCCCAAGCCCUGAUCAUUUCUAACUUUCUACUCUUUUCUUAAUGUGAAAAUGGAAAAAGCAAAGUUAAGGGAAGCUGAUGCUCAGAUGAAGAGUUAGAUUGAAAUACUCAGUCAUGUGUUAAUUUUCUGUUCCCUCCAUAUAAACAGCUCCUGUGUUCAAUAGAUCUCAUAUAGACAUGAUUGAUUGACUGGUUGGUUGAUUUUUAGCAGGAGAAGUGAUCGAUUCUUUUCUUUUCACACAUCAUCAGUAAUAUUUAAAAAAAACACCCAACAGGAGCUCCGACCACUUCUACACCGGCAAUGUGGGAUUCACAACCACCACCCCCCACACAUCCCCCCCACACAUCCCCCCACAGCACGCACACACACACACACACACACAAGCCAGCCAAACAUGGAUAAAUUGAAUUGUUGUUGCUGAAAGUACUGCAGAAGAAGUAAACAUUAGUCUCCAAACACUCCAAACAUGUGGUCCUCCUCUUCAGCGGCAUACACACACACACAAACACACACUCGGUCUGUCCCCUUAUGAUCUUCACACACUCACACACACCAGCUGCAUGACUAAAGCCUCCUGUCAUUUCCUUUCCUCAUCACGAUCAUUUCUCCACUUUGAAUAGUUUGAUUGGCACUUGAUGUAGAGACGAUGAUGAUGAUGAUGAUGAAGAAGAAUAAGCUGUGGAGUUAAUUAGACGUCCCCCAGUAGAAGCACCUAAAACAGAAUCAGAGCCCUUCACCACACUGAGACAGAGUCCAGCAGCUCAGCAACUGUCGGCUGCCCAGCUGAGAGGGACCGAGCCCCGUCAGGAGGAGGAGGAGGAGGAGCAGCCCUGGGGCACGAUGAAGCUCAGCUCCUGGAGGCGGUCCGGGGAAAAAAGCACCUUGAAUGGCAGCUGGGAGAGGGCAGGCUUUCCGGGGUCGUGUCAGGACACGGGAAGGGACUUCAGUGGCCAAAAACAACCACCAUGUAACCGCUGUUUGAUCUGCUCCCAAUAUUGUUUCAUAAUAAAGAUGGCUGACCAUUUGGCCUCACUGUU